UAUCGGCAAAACUUCUUUGUCACGUGAUCUUGAACGCCAUCUUGGAUUCAAGCCACGAGGUUUGUGGAGGAAAAAUAUAUUUACCGGGAUUUGUAGGAAUUAGAGGAUGCCCUCAAGUAAUCCCCUACCGCCCAAGGAAAACGCGUUAUUUAAGCGGAUAUUGAAAUGUUAUGAACAGAAACAAUACAAAAAUGGGUUGAAGUUUGCAAAGCAAAUUCUUGCAAACCCUAAAUAUGCAGAACAUGGAGAAACGUUGGCAAUGAAAGGUUUAACAUUAAAUUGUUUAGGGAGGAAAGAAGAAGCAUAUGAAUAUGUUAGACGAGGACUUCGUAAUGAUCUUAGAUCUCAUGUAUGUUGGCAUGUCUAUGGCCUACUGAUUCGUUCAGAUAAAAAGUAUGAUGAAGCUAUUAAGUGUUAUCGAAAUGCAUUAAAAUGGGAGAAAGAUAAUAUGCAAAUUCUUAGAGAUCUUUCACUUCUACAAAUUCAGAUGCGGGACUUGGAAGGAUAUAGGGACACAAGAUAUCAAUUGUUUAUGUUGCGACCUACUCAAAGAGCCUCAUGGAUUGGAUUUGGUAUGGCGUAUCAUUUAUUACAGGAUUAUGAAAUGGCAUUGAAGAUUCUUGAAGCAUUUCGCAACACUCAAUCAAAGAGUUCAUACGACUACGAACACAGUGAAUUGUUGUUGUAUCAAAAUAUGGUAAUUCAAGAAUCAGGAGCUUUAGAGGAUGCUUUGGCACAUCUUGAUCGUUACACUGACCAAAUUUGUGAUAAAUUGUCAGUAAUGGAAACUUGGGGAAAGCUGUAUUUGGAGCUUGGUCGCCAUAAAGAUGCGGAACGAAUAUACAAACAGCUUUUGCACAGAAAUCCUGAAAACACAGGAUACUAUAUUAAGUUACAAGAAGCCCUACAGUUGGAAACUUCCAUGGAUCGUUUGCGUAUGUUUGAUGAAUAUCAAGCUCUGUACCCACGUGCUUUGGCUCCUCGCCGGUUACCUCUUAAUUAUGCUAAAGGUGAUGAGUUUAGAUUAAUUGUUGAUAAGUACCUGAGACAAGGGCUCCAUAAAGGUGUUCCACCAUUGUUUGUGGAUUUAAGAUCUUUGUAUAAGGAUCCUGAAAAGAUUGAAAUUAUUCAAAGAUUGCUGCUCCAAUAUGUAGAUGCAUUGAAGAAGAUUGGAAAAUUCAGUGAAGAAGAUCCCAAGUCAAGUCCUAAAGAACCUGCAUCAGCACUUCUGUGGGCAUAUUAUUUUCUGGCUCAACAUUAUGAUUUUCUGGGUCAGACUAAACAAGCUUUAUCAUAUAUAGAGGCUGCUAUUGAUCACACACCCACACUAAUAGAGUUAUUUGUGGCUAAAGGCAGAAUAUACAAGCAUGCUGGUGAUGUCAUAGAAGCCUAUAAGUGGCUAGAUGAGGCUCAGGGACUUGAUACAGCUGACAGGUACAUUAAUUCCAAAUGUGCUAAGUAUAUGUUACGUGCAAAUCUUGUCAAAGAAGCUGAGGAGACCUGCUCAAAAUUUACGAGAGAGGGAGUUUCUGCCAUGGAGAACUUAAAUGAAAUGCAGUGCAUGUGGUUCCAAACAGAAUGUGCCUUGGCUUACCAAAGGCUUGAGAAGUGGGGAGAUGCUUUAAAGAAAUGCCAUGAAGUGGACAGGCACUUCUCAGAAAUCAUCGAAGACCAGUUUGACUUUCACACUUACUGCAUGCGGAAGAUGACGCUGCGCUCGUAUGUGGGUCUUCUUCGGCUAGAGGAUGUUCUGCGUGCACACCCGUUCUAUUUCAAGGCAGCCAAGUGUGCUAUUGAGGUUUAUCUGCGACUUCAUGAUAAGCCUGUGCAGGAUGAAACUGCGCAGCAGGAGCUUAACACAGAGAACCUGGCGCCGGCGGAGCUGAAGAAGCUGCGCAACAAGCAGCGCAAGGCGCGCCGGAAGGCGGAGCUGGAGCGCCAGCAGGCGGCGCAGGCACAAGAGAAGCGCGAGCAGCACAACAAGUCGCGGCAGCAGGGCGACGCGGAACCCGACGCGCCGCCGCAGGACGAGCUCGUGCCCGAGAAGCUGGCCCGGGCGGAGGACCCCCUAGAACAGGCCAUCAAGUUCCUCCAGCCGCUGCAGACGCUCGCCGCCAAGCGAAUAGACACGCACCUCAUGGCCUUCGAAAUCUAUUCCAGAAAAAAAAAGCCAUUACUUAUGCUCCAGUCUGUGAAGCGGGCUUAUCGCCUUGAGCCUGACAAUCCUCGGUUGCACAGAUGUUUGAUUCUAUGUCAUGGCUAUAUGGAGAAGUGUGCUGGGUCUCUGGAGGCUCCAGUUGCUACAGUAAUUCAACGAGAAUUAGCUCCUAUAUUCAAGGGGAAGGAUGCAAAGCAGUUGAAUGCAGAGUUCCUAGCUGCCCAUCCCAAUUCCCUUGAAGCUCUCUUUGAAGGGUCUCGGAUGUGGUACUAUCUGGAUCCAACACAACAAGAAGCUGCUAUUAAAUUGUGUACAAAAUUGGAUAAAAAUAUUGAAGGCAUUUGCAUUAAAAACUGCACAGUGAUUUUGCAAUCUCUCAAGAGCAAUGACUUUGGGCCUUGCCCUACUGCUGUAGUGGAUUAUGAAGCUCGCUGCCAUGCCCUCUUCCCAUACGCAGAGACUUUCCGACCAGCAAACAGCUCAACCCAAGCUCCGCCAUGUGAUAGUAACCAUCUGGCUGACAUUACCAAGGAAAACUGCAUUGGCAACUGAUGUUGGGCUUCCAUCUGUAGGUGGCAAUCGGAGUGGAGCACAGGCCAUGCAGGCUACGCCUUGCCCAAAUGACCUGCGCCCUGCUCAUCUGAGGUGGGGCUCCUGGAUGGUGCAACGUGAUGAAUAAUGGUUUCAGUCAUUUGGUCCUUAACACCAUAUAUAAUUGAAUGCUGAGGCUGUACAAUACAAUCUGUGCUAAAGUGGAAAUGGGUGUGCUAGUGUGUUGUGGAGAGAGACAAUUUCUUUGUUUACCUAAUUCAUUUAUUUGGGAUGUAAGAAUUCUGCAAUGUUUUCUGGCAAAUGCAGUCUUUGUUGAGGUUUCUCUUUUGAAAAUUGAUAAGAAAGUACAUGCCCUGUUAAUCUUGUGCUGUAGGUUAGAGGAAAGCUCCUGAGCAUUCUAGAUAAAUGACACAAUGAUUAGAAAGAAAUUUAAAUUCCUAUUAUUUAAUGAAUCUUUGAAUAGGCAUUAAAAAUAGAUAAUACUUUUUUUUAAACCUGCUGUAGAUAAUCUUAAAACAUUUGUUGCAGAAUACUUAUGUUCUCUGUAGUUUAUAGGAAAGAAGUCUAUAGUGAAAACAUGAAAUGAUUUAUUGUGUUGUACAGGACAGACUUGAAUGUUGUGAAAUUUGAAACAUAACAGUGCAUUAGAGAUCAUAUUGAUUAACUGAAACUUGAAUCAAUUUUUUAAAGAGUCUUUUUCUCACUCGGGAUUGAGUGUGAAGAGGCUGGCCAGCGUUUACCUUUUGUGUGUGAUGUAUUCUUGGUGUCAGUCAUUGAGGCUUCAUAAUAAACCUGUUGGUUGGAGUUGACAAACAGAAUACAUAUGCCUCCACAAAGAAGUGCAUUGUGACAUUCAGAAGAAACUCAGGUUACGUACAGAACGCUGGAAUAUUAAGGCUCAUCCCUUCAAGACUGGAACAGUGCCUGCACAAGGAAGAACGUCUCGGACAUCGGUCUUGCCAGUCACUUUCCUUUUUAAUUUACAUUAAUUUGUUUCUAAAGAGACAGUGAAAUUGGCGUGAGUGCGUCCAUUUUUUUAAUGAACAAUUUUGUCGUCUUAGUCACAACCCUGUGGCCCAUUCAUUGAUAUCAAUCAUUAGAUUCUCAAAUAUGUACGUAAUCAAAGAACUUGUGUCCCAAGGCUUUUUUGAAGGAAUAGCAUUGUAGACGACCCAAUAAAUCUUGUACUGAAAUUGCUCGGAGCAUCUGGAACAUUCAGGACAUAAUUAUAAUCUUCCAUUUAACUUCCUGUAGUCAUAACUAUUGUACCCAAGAAAAAACCUGUAAAAGGAAAUGGACUUUUGCGUAUAGUUUAAUUUGUGUAUUGGUAAUUUAAGCCAAAAAUAUUAAUUGUGCUUAUUAAUCUGUUACAAGGAACAAAACUGCAAGAUUUACUUUUGAGCAAUUCUAAAUGAACUGACAACUGGGCUCCCUUCUGUGCCAUGUACACUAGUUAUGUCCUUGAUGGUUCAGAUUGUUAUGUUUUUUCCUGCCAGUAUCUUUUGUAUGAAGGGUUUUCGAUACCUAAUGGCUUGGCAGGGAUAUACUGAUAUUAAUUUAAAUGAUUCAGUUUGUAGUAGCAAAUAAAAUACUCAGUUCCAGCAGAACAGGCAUCACUAAUGUUUAUGAAAAUAAAGGGGAUAAACAGUUUGCUAAAUGUGACAUUUUACAUUGCAGUUGCUCCUAUUUUACAUCCUUUUCUCACAUUAAAUUGAAAAUGACUGUAAAUACAUGUAUGGUACUGAGUAUUUUAGAGUAAAUCAUGAAAGCAAGAACUUCCCCAUUGGUUAAUGGAACAUAAGCAUAUGUUUUUAAUUCGUGUAGAUAAUGUAUUUAUCUAGUGAGGAGUCUACCUGGUACUGGAAGAUGUACUCCUUAGAUAUUUUUUUGUUAAUAGAUUAUUUAUUUGAGACCCAUGUGUGAACCCCCAGAACAUCUUAACUAGACAGCAAAAUGGAAUCCUUGCAGGGGACUGAGCUUUAUAUGGUCUCUCUUGUUCCAUGUUUUUUAAAUGACUGUACAUUGUAUUUUAUUUCCUACUACUAAAUAAACGUGUGUUGCAGGAAAAGAAGGUAAGAAAUCAACAAUGAUGGAA
Molecule: messenger RNA, 4805 nt
Organism: Gryllus bimaculatus (two-spotted cricket)
Lineage: Eukaryota; Metazoa; Arthropoda; Insecta; Orthoptera; Gryllidae
Source: the annotation of a GenBank genome assembly